Molecule: messenger RNA, 1945 nt
Organism: Tarenaya hassleriana
Lineage: Eukaryota; Viridiplantae; Streptophyta; Magnoliopsida; Brassicales; Cleomaceae
Exons: 12
Coding region: 363-1802 (479 amino acids)
Biological process (GO): SNARE complex assembly
Cellular component (GO): endosome; lytic vacuole
Molecular function (GO): SNARE binding
Source: RefSeq, a predicted model, not a curated record
AAAACCCCCUCCCUUUGUAUAAAAACCAAAUCUUAGUCUCGUUUUAUGGGAUCUCGGAGCGCCCUUCAUCUCCGGCGACGGCACCGCCAUUGAUUCCUCUCUCCGGCCUCGACAAAUCGAUUAUUUAUUUAUUUUUCUCUUUGUCUUUGUUUUGUUCGCCGUCAAAUUCGUCGGAACUCCGUUUCCGUUCCACGAGGUCUAUUUCCCCAGCUUCUCAUAUCACUUCUCAUAUACAGCGAUUCGGUGGUGGUCUUAUCCUUCUGUGACUUCUGAUCGAGCUAAUUCUCCUUCCCUCUUUGCUGUUGGUGUAUAAACCAGUAGGAUUUGUUAGGGUUUCGGUUUGCAGAUGAGGGAUCGAAUCGAUGAUGAAACGUUCCAGCAACUGUGCUAUUUGCGAGAAUUCUAAUCGCGCUUCGAUUUGCGCCACUUGCGUUAAUUAUAGGUUAAACGAGUACAACACGUUGUUGAAGUCACUGAAUAAUCGACGAGAUUCCUUAUAUUCGAGUUUGAGUGAGCUAUUGGUGGCAAAGGGAAAGGCUGAUGAUCAGAAAAACUGGAGAGUGCUUCAAAGAGAGAAGCUUUCGAGCUUGAAGGAAAAGCUUCGGCAAAAUAAGGAAAAAAUAGCCCAAGGGAGGGCUAGGAUUGAAAGAGAGUCUCAUGGCAUGAAAGCUAGAUACGAGGCUCUGGAUUCAGCUCGCUCAAUGCUGGAGAAAAAUAGAGUUGAAAAACUUGAGAAGUAUUAUCCUAAUCUAAUUUGUACGCAGACCCUGGGCCAUAUGGCAAUCACAUCGGAACGCCUUCACAAGCAGUCCGUGGUUAUGAAGCAGAUAUGCAAAUUGUUCCCUCAACGACGUGUUACUUUUGAUGGAGAGAAUAAAAAUGGUUCUACCGUUCAGUAUGAUUUGCUUUGCAAUGCCCGUCUACCAAGAGGUCUUGACCCUCACUCGGUUCCAUCGGAAGUGCUCGCAGCCUCUUUGGGGUACAUGGUCCAGCUUCUGAAUCUUGUGAUUCAUAACUUGGCUGCUCCUUCACUCCAUAACUCAGGUUUUGCGGGUUCUUGCUCCCGUAUAUGGCAGCGAGAUUCCUACAGGGAUGCUCGCCCUUCGUCUCGAAGCAACGAGUAUCCUCUCUUCAUACCUAGGCAAAACUAUUGCUCAACCAGCGUAGAAAAUUCAUGGACAGAUAAAAGUUCCAGCAAUUUUGGUGUUGCCUCCAUGGAAUCUGACCGAAGAGCACCCCGCCUGGAUUCUUUAGAGAACAAUAGCUUUAAUUAUUCUUUAGCUUCUCCUCAUUCAGUCGAGACACACAGAGAUCUGCAGAAAGGUAUAGCUCUUCUCAAGAAAAGCGUCGCCUGCUUGACAGCGUACUGUUACAAUUCAUUGUGCCUAGAAAUACCUCAUGAGGCCUCGACUUUUGAAGCAUUUGCCAAAUUAUUGGCCACGUUGUCGUCCUCCAAGGAGGUCCGAUCAGUCUUUUCCCUGAAAAUGGCUUCCUCGAGAUCAUGCAAGAAAGCUCAACAACUAAACAAAUCUAUAUGGAACACAAACUCUGUCAUCUCAAGCUCCUUGCUCGAAAGUGCCCAUAUCUUACCUGUUCCGAGAAACGUAAGUUACAAUAACCGUGAUCCUAACUCGGCGGCCAGUUUCCUGUCCACGGCCGAAACAUCUGAAGACGGGAAAAACGAAGGGCUUACCGAUGGAUGGGAUAUGGUGGAACAUCCAAAGUAUCCACCGCCACCAUCGCAGUCGGAAGACAUUGAGCAUUGGACUCGGGCAAUGUUCAUUGACACCAAGAAGCAAUGAUCAUAUGACGACGACUAUGUCUCAUCAUUGGAUUUCCUGAUCACUGUAUCUAUCUAACACAAAUUGUACAGAAACAGAAUUAGGUUCUGCUUUUGGGUUUCCUUGUAAGAACUGAACCAUACAAACUGCUUUUUUUUAGCCCC